Messenger RNA from Ochlerotatus camptorhynchus, 3413 nucleotides. RefSeq names its product Integrator complex subunit 7 (gene INTS7). Gene Ontology annotation, cellular component: integrator complex. Gene Ontology annotation, biological process: snRNA 3'-end processing. The transcript is spliced from 14 exons. The record is from RefSeq and is a predicted model, not a curated record. NCBI's taxonomy places the organism in Eukaryota, Metazoa, Arthropoda, Insecta, Diptera, Culicidae. Bases 102 to 3041 code for a protein of 979 amino acids.
GCGUGCCGAGUAGUCGUUCAGUUCAAGUGAAAUUAUUGUUAAUUUUAACGAUUUUCACCAGUUUUUGUGAAAUAUAGUUGGAAAUAUUCAAUUCAGUCAUUAUGAUGGGCAUGCGUACCAAUAUAUUCAACGAAAACUUUCUGAAUGAAACUGACCAGGAUGCAAACUCGGUGUUGAUAGAGCUGGACAAAGGUCUGAGAUCUACAAAAACAGGAGAACAAUGCGAGGCGAUCAUAAGAUUCCCGAAGCUGUUUGAAAAGUAUCCGUUUCCAAUUCUGAUCAAUUCCUCCUUCCUCAAACUGGCGGAAUUUUUUCGUAUUGGUUCCAACUUGUCCCGACUAUGGGUGCUACGAGUGUGCCAACAAAGCGAAAAACACUUGGAAAAAAUUUUGAACGUCGAUGAAUUUGUUAAGCGCAUUUUCAUGGUUAUUCAUUCCAACGACCCCGUGGCCCGAGCUCUCACAUUGAGAACCUUAGGUGCUGUGGCAUGCGUCAUUCCUGAGAAGCAGCAGGUUCAUCACGCGAUUCGUAACGCUUUAGACAGCCAUGAUACAGUGGAAGUUGAAGCAGCAAUUUAUGCAAGCGUCCAAUUCGCUGCACAAUCGAAAUCCUUCGCUAUAGGGAUGUGCUCGAAGGUGGCAUCUAUGAUUGAAUCCUUGCAAACACCUGUUAGUAUGAAAAUAUUACUCAUCCCGGUGCUGCGCCAUAUGUAUCAUGAUGCCAAUACUGCUGCUCUAGUGCGAACACUAUGUCUCAAUUUACUACCAAAAUAUCCUUCGGAACAGUUUGUUAUAGCUAUCAUACAAUCCUUAUCACAUCUCUCAUACGUUACAUCCGUGGACAUACCGGAUCAAGUGGAUUUGCUGCUUGUGUAUUUGAAGGAUCCCCGAAAAAAGGUUCAACUAGCUGUGUUACAAUCAUUAAACAAGCUGGCUGGAAAAGGUGCUUAUUUGUGGCCCAAAAGUGCAAUCAAUAAACUCCUCACGUUAACUAUGCAAUGCAGCUACACUAACAUGGCAUUAGAUGUGGUGAUUACACUUACCGGUUGCCCUACAACGUGCCAUACCAUGCUAAAUGAGGAGAGGAAUCAGAUAUUGGAUAUGUGUAAAAGUUGUCUGUUGCUGGAACACAAUGUCGGAGGAAAAGCCCUAACUAUUCUUACUAAAUUGGUUUCCUAUUGUUGUACCGAAAACAUCGCUCCACCGACGUGUUUUGUAGAGCACCUGAACAUGAACCUAGAAUAUUUAAUCCACUCUGCAUUGCAUAAUAAAGCACCGUUGAAGGAUUUUCGAAUUUACCUGAGAUGCGGUAUUCAGCUGUCCCGAGUGAAUCAGGUUUUCGGAGAGAAUUUUGCUGAAACAGUAGCGGAACUGUUGGUAGAAGACUCAGCUCACUCGGCUCCGCAUAUUAAGCUUAUUUGUGAAGCAUUGGGUGCAAUUUGCUCUAGUUUUACUACGAAUUACGAAGCUAAUCAGACCCAAAACGCACACGAAUCGAAGCAUCCUUUUCAAGCAAUAUUGCUACCUAUUUUGAAAAAGUUGGAAUCGUACACUGAGCUUCCGACACUUGACCGUAGCGAAACAACUGUCGUCGAAUUGCUAGCAUCGAUUUGUCUUCAAGCGGUACUUGGAUCGUUUAUGCCUCACAGAUUAAUGAAAGCAUUCAACAAUUUGUUGGCAAUAUGCAACUAUUGGACACAGUACCGGAUUGCUCGUUCUGCGUCAAGAUACGGACAACACUUCCUCGCCGCUAUAAUCUAUCAGAAAUUAUCCAAGCAUGUGUCACACGAAAAACUUCAUUUUUAUCUAAUCGCAAUGAGCCAAAUUUCCAAGGCCGAAUGUGUUUUGAAUUAUGGCUUGACGUAUGAGCAAUUGAUGCAAACUUUCCCCGAUUCUGUUCAAUUCGAUGCUCCUCAACUUUCGUUGUUAGACCGUUUGGACAGGGCAAUUAAUUUAUACUGCAUGGCUUUGUCAACACUCAAGGCUACUUCCUCUCCUCAGCAUCCGAUGACAUUCCAGUCGGAAGUCGUUAAUCUACGGUGUCAGUUUCUGCAAAUGUUACACAGUAUUGUGGUGUCAAGGAACACUUUAUGCAUUACCCCACCAUCGGCUAUAUCUAACACUUUGGCGCAGAAUCUACGGGAUCCCCUACAAAAAUUUGGACAUGUGACGAACCAUUUGCGAAAGGAUAUCAAGAUUCUUAAGUCGUGCGAAGAAGCCUACGCUAAGCUAUAUAAAAGUUCCUUUGACGCCGAUCCGUGUACUCUGGAAUAUUUGAAUACCGUUCAGUAUUUAUGCUCCAUUCUACAAUCAUCUAUCGAAAUUAUAUCCUUCACAACCCCUACCGAAACAUUCAAGCAUGCUCCAAACUGCACCUACCCGGAAACGAAGUAUUUGCUCUACAUUUGUCAAACAGUUUCCAAGCAGCUGCAAACACUGCCAAACGAAAUUGGUUCCACGAAAUCAAUCACGAACAAGCACAUGGACGUUUUGCUCAAGCAGGUUGAAAUUGUGGUUAAAUCGUCAUUAUGCGUGCCAAGAUUCUUUUUCCAAGUUCUGCAAAACACUUCUGUGAAACUUGCAUUGACGCCUCAGCCUCGAAUUUCUGGGGAGCCCAUAUUUGUUCAACCCAACAGCAAUUUAGUUGUCAAAGUGGAAGGUGUAAUUCAACACUACGGGAAGAAACCAUCACUGUUUCGGUCGAUUGAAUCCAUCCAAUUGACAUUGUCAUCACAGCUUAUGACCGCUAGAUUGAACGACAUAAAGGUCAGUUCAGAUAACGUAGUUUUGACCCAAGUAGUGAAGCCGCAUCGCGAUUUUCUUAGCGGAAAUUUUCUGCUAUCGCUUCAAAACACCAUCCAACCCUAUCCAGGCUCAUCUGUAUCGGUCGGUGGUCAAUGGCAAGUUACGCUAGAGGCUUGUGUCAUCGAUCAAAAUGGUAUUAUUUGGGCUACAGGACCUAAGAGUAUGCUCCAUGUACGUAUUCCGGAGGAUAAUCUCAAACAAAGUAUCAACAUACAAUCGUCUACACGUCGUUUCUAAACGGAUGAUCUGAAGAAAACUGUUGGGCGCAACACCAGUGGGCUUACCGGUUGCCCCUGGAGAAAAGUGCGAUCGAGAGAGUGACGGACCGAUUUGACUCAUACAGAUAGGGAAAAAUAAAAAUUUGGACUGUCAGUGAUCGAGAUCAAGUUCAUCAUCAAAUUGCGGUCAGUUCAAUUCGAAGGUUUAAUUAAAAUUAUCACAGUUAUUUGAAAUUCCUAGUUCUAAAUUUGUUAUUCUAGUGAAAAUGUAAGUAGGGGUAAGAGGGGCAUAGUGAACAGGUGGGGCAUAAUGAGCAUCCCGCCAUAUAGUCAUAAACCUCUAAUUAUUCGAAACAAAUUAAUUUGUAGUAGUUGGUUCAAUAUCACCAUU